Drosophila grimshawi is the source of this 497-nucleotide messenger RNA. RefSeq lists its product as uncharacterized. Bases 54 to 386 code for a protein of 110 amino acids. The record is from RefSeq and is a predicted model, not a curated record. Lineage: Eukaryota; Metazoa; Arthropoda; Insecta; Diptera; Drosophilidae. The transcript has a single exon.
AAUGGCACAAAUUGAAAGCUUAGUUUUGCACGCAGCUUACAAUUACUGAAGAGAUGGCCGACGAGCAGCAGCAGCAGCAGCAACAGCAGCAGAAGGUGCAACAGGAACAGUCCUGCCCCGCUGAAAGAAGACGGCGCCGAGCCCAGCCGAUGCCUCCGGACAACAUGAUACGCAACUCCAUUGCAAGCAGUCUGACGCAGAUUAUAGUAAAUAUGCAAGAUGAGGACAGUAAGCAAAAGUGCCGCGAGCUUUUGCAGGUUGACGAUUUGAUUCAGGGUGCCCAUAUUAAAAUUCUAACUGUGCUGGAGCAGAUCGAUCUGGAACGUGAGCAACGCGAACGUGCUAUCAGCGAGCGCAGGCAUCGCCGCAGUAAUCAAGAGAAUUAAAAUAACAAUUUAGCAGAUAACGAGUACUUAGUGGAGCAUUGAGACACAACUUUGUAUACGUAACUCAUUAAUUAAAGAUUUAAUAAUAAAACAUAGCGUUUAGACCACUCA